Molecule: messenger RNA, 3870 nt
Organism: Podarcis lilfordi (Lilford's wall lizard)
Lineage: Eukaryota; Metazoa; Chordata; Lepidosauria; Squamata; Lacertidae
Source: the annotation of a GenBank genome assembly
AUGGUUCCCACCAUAGAGAGGGCCGAGCCCUUCCUCCCCCCCCAAUUGCGUGCUGAUUGGCGGCGGAGUCGGGAGAGCCCGCCCACCGCGCGGAGAGACGAGGCUCCUCCCCUUCCCCCUCCUUAUAAGCCUCCGUCUCCCUGCGCCGUUCUGUGGUCGGGUGUUUUCCCCCGCCCCCUAAGGUCACGUGGUGCGGGGAGGCCCGUCUCCGGAAGCGACGUCAUCGCCAGGCGCAGGGUGGCGUGGGGCGUCGCUGCCGGGGGAGAAGGUGAGGCGGCGGGGCCGCGGGGGUUGCUAUGGCGACGGGGGUGGGGUGGGGGGAGGCCCGUCGCCCUCUGGGGUGGGCGAGGGAGGCCGCCUGGAGGGUCAGGGCGGAGGGAGCCCCUCAGGCAGCGAAGCCAAGUGGCCGGCCAGGUGGACCCCCAAAAUAAUGGGGAGCCCCCCCCAAAAGGCAGGGCCUGAGAGCAGCAGCAACAGCAGCGCUGCCCCCUCUUGCCAUUCCCAGAGGAGUUUCGUCGACUCCAAAAGUGGAAACACAGCAUAGCUGCUGCCAUUAUUAUUAUUAUUAUUAUUAUUAUUAUACGAUACGAUAAUAUUUACUGUCAUUGUCCCAUACAGAACAACGAAAUUGAAAAAAAUCUACAUCAGGCAUUCAAAAACCAACAAGCCAGCUAUCCCAGCCUGGUUAGCCCCCUAAAAACUCUGAUACCCCAUAAUUAAAUACAAUAUAUUCCCACAGAGACUACCUUACACUGCGUUUAAAACCAAAAUCGCAUUAUAUAAUAUUAUUAUCACUAUCACUAUCACUAUUUCUAUUUUAUUUGUUUGUUUGUUAUUGCAUUAUAGUUAUUAGCCACACCUUGUGCAUGACGUGCAGUAUUUUAAGCAAGCCAACGCAUGCGUAUAUUAAAACCAGGUUUUUUAUUUUAAAAAAUGGACAACACAAAAGAAACAAAGGCAGCUCUGCUUUUAAAUGUGUUUGUGGGAGGGGAAGUGGGGAUUAUUGGGGGUUUUUCGUUCUUGCUCUUGUUAUGUGUUUUGUGGUGUGUGUGUUUUUAAAAAAUGGGUUUUUAUGUUGCGAACUGCCCUGAGAGGUAAGGGUAAAGGGCGGUAUGCGAAUUAAUUAAAAGCAAGCUGACUAAAGUAAAAAAUGCAAAAAGUGUUGGGGUUAUGCGCUCCCUCAGUUUGUCCAGUCCUCUUCUAAAGCUAUCCCAAGCUGGUGUCCAUUAGCACAUCUUUCACCUGUAAGCUUCAUGUGAUUUGUUGCUAUUCCAAAUGGGAACUGCAGGAUUAACAUGGAUAACCUAAUGAUGAUUGUGCCAACAAAACAAAACAAAAAACCAGCAGUAGGACCACACCCUAAUGCUGGCACUUGCUUGAGGUACUUCUUAAUUAAGACCAUUCAUCUAUCUAGAUCAGGGGUAGUCAACCUUUUUAUACCUACCGGCCACUAAUGCAUCUUACUUGAUGGUAAAAUUUCCUUACCGCCCACCAGCGCUCGAUGGAAGGAGGAUUCAACUUGUGCCGUAGAACCCCCUUCAGCCCACCUAGAAUCCUUAAGUGCGUGGUAGGGACCAGGUUGACAACUGCUGAUCUAGAUGCUUUAUAUUAGGGAUGCCGGUGGCGCUGUGGGUUAAACCACAGAGCCUAGUACUUGCUGAUCAGAAGGUUGGCGGUUUGAAUCCCCACGACAGAGUGAGCUCCCGUUGCUCGGUCCCUGCUCCUGCCAACCUAGUAGUUCAAAAGCACGUUAAAGUGCAAGUAGAUAAAUAGGUACCGCUCCAGCGGGAAGGUAAACAGCAUUUCCUUGCGCUGCUCUGGUUCGCCAGAAGCGGCUUAGUCAUGCUGGCCACAUGACCCGGAAGCUGUACGCCGGCUCCCUCAGCCAAUAAGGCGAGAUGCGCGCCACAACCCCAGAGUCGGCCAUGACUGCACCUAAUGGUCAUGGGUCCCUUUACCUUUACUAACAUUUUAUAUUGUAAGCUGCCUUGAGCAAGGUUUGAACUUUGGAAAGGAGGCAUACAAAAAAAUUGUUGACUGAUUGUUGACUGUUUGGUAGGUUAGGCUGAGAGGCAACAACCAGCUCCCAGGGUCACCCAGUGAGCUUUGUGGCCAAGUGGGGAUUCCAGUGCUGUUCUCUUCCAGGUCCUUGUCCAACACUCACAUAUCUCUCUCUCAUAUGUGUGUUUGUGUGGUAACAACCUUUCCUUUCUGUUUGUUGAUUCUAGUCUUUUCCCACUAGCCUGCCUCCUCCAGUGGUGCCCAUCUCUGGCCGGUGCACCAUGGCGCGUUACCACAUCCGUGAGUACCGCCCCGAGGACUACGAGACGGCGCGCGACUUGUUUGCCACAGGGAUGAGCGAAUAUGUGCCCACCCUGUGUGUGCACAUGCUGAAGCAGCCCUGGCUAAUCCUGCUUCUGGCCUGCACCUUCUGCUUGCUGCUGACCAGCUCCAAAUCGCUCCUGCUGCCCAUCCUGGCCGUCACCCUGCUCCUGGCCGUCGGCCGGCAACUCCUAGGCUACAUCUGGUCCAUGUACAUCGACCACUGCUUGCAGGAGGACCUGCUGGACAUCAAAGCUGCUUACCUGGGAGACAAGGGCUCCUGUUUCUGGGUGGCUGAGGCAGAUGAGUGUGUGGUGGCCAUUGUGGGUGCCAGGCCCUCUGAGGAACACCUGGGAGAGCUCAUGUUGAAGCGCAUGUCAGUUCGGAAGGACUAUCGUGGCCUUGGCAUUGCCAAGGCCCUCUGCAGGACCGUGAUCUCCUUUGCCCGAGAGCAUGGCUACCAGUCUGUGGUGCUGAACACCCUCAUGGUGCAGCAUGAGGCCCGCGCCAUGUACGAGGGCGUCGGCUUCCGCAUGUACCACCACUAUGUCCUGCCCACCAUCUACGGCAGGUUGGCCAACUGCACCGUUUCCAAGUAUCGCUAUGAUAUCCCCUCCGUGGACUGAGGAGGGAAACCGGGGAGUGGUCGGUGGUGUCUGCUUGGGUCUGGUCUUUCAUCCCAUUUGUCCCUUGGGCAUUUGGUGCUGUUGAUUACGUGGUGCCAAGAGAAUUGGAAGUGGUUUGUUCUGGUGCUGAGCAAAGGGGUGUUUCCUUUCGGACUUUUCCAGUUUGCUGCAGAGGGCACUUGACAGCCAAGUUUCAAGGAAUUCUAGUAAAGAAGGAAACCGUAACUAGUAAUAUUUCCAGAAGGAUCCUUUCCUUUUUGCUUCCAAGGUGCUUGUAAGAAAAUGGGAGUCCUGGUUUGGAAGGGGUGUGUGGCUUUACAGGACUGAGUUUUCAUUGCUGGAGAAAGUGGGCUUCUCUGUUGGCCUCAUCUCAGCACUUCUGAACUUGCACAGAAGCCGCUCUUUGCCUUGUUCCUUGAGAGGACUGUUGCUGGCCCAAGUGGCAAGCGACCGGCCCAAGAGCCAGAGUGCCAGAAGAGACUAUUGCUGCUGUCACAAGGGCCUUUGUUCUUUUCUUUUUUGCCUUCUGGGAUGGGCUCAGGCCUCAGAGGCCCUUCCAUCACAUCACCUUGAUGCAAAGAUUUCUGUUUGUUUCCUCAGGGCAUACAGCACAUUGAGCUCUGCGUCCGACUAAAUGUGCAGGAAAUUCAUUCUUCGUGCUCUUCAGUGCAACCCAAAUGCUGCUGUUUUCAGAUGGAACAUAACCUCUUAACUACAUUCAUUUGAACUAGCUUAAUAACUCCAGCAGUUGUCUUUGGCAGAGAUCUGUGUCUCUGGUGUGUCCUUUGAGAUGUGAUCCUACCUGAGGAGAUAAUGCUUUUCCUUCUUUGCGUUCCCUACAUUAUGGUCGCAAAAUUAUGACUACUGUUUCUAUAAAUCAAGGGCCAAGAAUAAAUCUCUCCGAUACAUUUGUACAGGGGAA